This is a messenger RNA of Brassica rapa (field mustard), 1626 nucleotides long. RefSeq names its product 2-oxoglutarate-dependent dioxygenase DAO-like. Lineage: Eukaryota; Viridiplantae; Streptophyta; Magnoliopsida; Brassicales; Brassicaceae. The record is from RefSeq and is a predicted model, not a curated record.
UCAAGAAAAGAAAGAAGAUUUCUUUAGAACUAGGUGCGUGAAAAUCGUUCUUUGUUUUAUUGUACGCGUGGAGACAUCGGUUACUAACUUUCAUUCUUCUAAAGUUGUAUAAAGAAGAAAGUCACAUUGAGACGUAACUGAUGGUUUACCCAAAAUAAAUCAAAAUCAUAUUGUGUUUUAUUUCUUUCAGCCUAAUUCAUUACUGAGUUUUCUUCAGUUUCAGACAUAACUGAUGAUGUGUAAUUAGAAGUAGCAAAAGGGAUACGUGUUGUUUAUUUAGCCUUAUCGUAACGCAAAUUGAUGUUCAGCUGUCAGAAUCGUCACGUUUUAGAUCAUUAGUCAGUUGAAGAUUAUGAAAAAAGCCUUUUCUUCUGAUUCAUUGCACUUGUUUAUCGAAUUCAGACUACUUUAGUGAUUUGAUCAAAAAAAAUAUCUUUUGGUAAAAUAAUUAUCUAAUUAUUUUCUUUAUAUAAACACUAGACCUUCGGUUGGUGUUGGGUAGAGAAAAUACAUCUUUUCAAAUUCUCCAUAUUGAAGAGAAUGAUGGCGGAGACCGGUGGAGUUAUUCCGACGAUAGACUUGGAAGAGGUCGUUUCAGAUAAGAUCCUGAAUCAGAAAAUCCGUGAAGCGAGCGAGAGAUGGGGAUGCUUUAGGGUGAUGAACCAUGGAGUUUCAUUGUCUUUGAUGUCUGAUAUGAAGAAGACCAUUAUGGAUCUCUUCGAACGUCCACACGAGGUGAAAGUGCGCAACACUGACGUGUUACUAGGGAUUGGUUACAGGGCUCCAUAUGAUAUCAAUCCUUACUAUGAAACAUUUGGUCUCUAUGACAUGGCUUCUCCUCAAGCUGUCAACACUUUUUGUGACCAGCUUGACGCUUCCGCGGAUCAAAGGGAGAUUAUGGUGAAGUAUGCCAAAUCUACUGAUAUACUUGCAAAGGAUUUAGCAAGGAGGUUAGCAGAGAGUUACGGUUUGGCUGAGACUGACUUCUUCAAAGGAUGGCCGAGCCAGUUGCGGAUUAACAAAUAUCAUUUUAAACCCGAAGCAGUCGGGAAACUGGGGUUUCACCUACACACAGAUUCUGGUUUCUUGACGAUUCUUCAAGCCGAUGAGAAUGUUGGUGGACUUGAAGCCAUGGACAAUGCUUCAGGAAAGUUCUUUCCCAUAAGCCCGAUGCCAAACACGCUUGCUAUCAUCCUUGGGGACAUGGCUACAAUCUGGAGCAACGGACGAUUGUGUAAUGUGAAGCAUAGAGUGCAAUGCAAUGAAGCAACCGAGAGGUUUUCUAUCGCCUCGUUUUUAUUAGGACCAACGACUGAUUUGGAACCACCAAGUGAGUUUGUGGAUGCUGAACAUCCGCGACUAUACAAGCCUAUUAGUCACGAAGGGAUACGAAACAUUAGAACGAUCAAGAAGUUGGUUGAUGGAGAAGCUCUCAAGCUUAUAACCUAUGAAUGAUAAAAACUUAAAUGACAGAUUAUGAUGGUUGUGAUAACCGGAAAACUUGAGUAUUCUUGUUAUGUUUACCUAAGAUUGAGAAAUAAAAAUGUAUCUUUGCCCUAUCGAUUUUCGUAAUAUAUAAAAAUGAAUAAGUUCACAUUGGUAUCUUUGUGGACGCAAUGUAAUACA